Molecule: messenger RNA, 1485 nt
Organism: Lepus europaeus (European hare)
Lineage: Eukaryota; Metazoa; Chordata; Mammalia; Lagomorpha; Leporidae
Gene: CHRNB2
Product: cholinergic receptor nicotinic beta 2 subunit
Exons: 6
Coding region: 1-1485 (494 amino acids)
Biological process (GO): nervous system process; chemical synaptic transmission; signal transduction
Cellular component (GO): synapse; neuron projection; postsynaptic membrane
Molecular function (GO): acetylcholine-gated monoatomic cation-selective channel activity; transmembrane signaling receptor activity
Source: RefSeq, a predicted model, not a curated record
AUGGCCCGGCGCCCCGGCCCCAUGGCGCUGCUCCUCAGCUUCGGCCUCCUCGGGCUGUGCUCAGGGGUGUGGGGUACAGAUGCAGAGGAGCGGCUGGUGGAGCAUCUCCUGGAUCCCUCCCGCUACAACAAGCUUAUCCGCCCAGCCACCAAUGGCUCUGAACUUGUGACAGUACAGCUCAUGGUAUCAUUGGCACAGCUCAUCAGUGUGCAUGAGCGGGAGCAGAUCAUGACCACCAACGUCUGGCUGACCCAGGAGUGGGAGGAUUAUCGCCUCACCUGGAAUCCCGAGGAGUUUGACAAUAUGAAGAAAGUCCGGCUCCCUUCCAAACACAUCUGGCUCCCAGAUGUGGUUCUCUACAACAACGCCGACGGCACAUACGAGGUGUCCUUCUAUUCCAACGCCUUGGUGUCCUACGACGGCAGCAUCUUCUGGCUGCCGCCCGCCAUCUACAAGAGCGCCUGCAAGAUUGAAGUGAAGCACUUCCCAUUCGACCAGCAGAACUGCACCAUGAAGUUCCGCUCCUGGACCUACGACCGCACGGAGAUCGACCUGGUGCUCAAGAGCGACGUGGCCAACCUGGACGACUUCACACCCAGUGGCGAGUGGGACAUCGUAGCGCUGCCGGGCCGGCGCAACGAGAACCCCGACGACUCCACGUACGUGGACAUCACGUACGACUUCAUCAUCCGCCGCAAGCCGCUCUUCUACACCAUCAACCUCAUCAUCCCGUGCGUGCUCAUCACCUCGCUGGCCAUCCUCGUCUUCUAUCUGCCGUCCGACUGCGGCGAGAAGAUGACCCUGUGCAUCUCCGUGCUGCUGGCGCUCACCGUCUUCCUGCUGCUCAUCUCCAAGAUCGUGCCGCCCACCUCGCUGGACGUGCCGCUCGUCGGCAAGUACCUCAUGUUCACCAUGGUGCUGGUCACCUUCUCCAUCGUCACCAGCGUGUGCGUGCUCAACGUGCACCACCGCUCACCCACCACGCACACCAUGGCGCCCUGGGUCAAGGUCGUCUUCCUGGAGAAGCUGCCGGCGCUGCUCUUCAUGCAGCAGCCGCGCCACCGCUGCGCCCGCCAGCGCCUGCGCCUGCGGCGGCGCCAGCACGAACGCGAGGUGGGCGCCCCCUUCUUCCGCGAGCCGCGCGGGGCCGACUCCUGCACCUGCUUCGUCAACCGCGCGUCGGUCCAGGGCUUGGCCGGGGCCUUCGGGGCUGAGCCCGCGCCGGCGGCGCCGUGUGGCUGCGGCCUCCGGGAGGCGGUGGACGGGGUCCGCUUCAUCGCCGACCACGUGCGCAGCGAGGACGACGACCAGAGCGUGAGCGAGGACUGGAAGUACGUCGCCAUGGUGAUCGACCGCCUGUUCCUCUGGAUCUUCGUCUUCGUCUGUGUGUUUGGCACUGUUGGCAUGUUCCUGCAGCCCCUCUUCCAGAACUACACGGCCGCCACCUCCCUCCACCCCGACUCCUCGGCCCCCAGCUCCAAGUGA